This is a messenger RNA of Camellia sinensis, 1233 nucleotides long. RefSeq lists its product as uncharacterized. Lineage: Eukaryota; Viridiplantae; Streptophyta; Magnoliopsida; Ericales; Theaceae. The record is from RefSeq and is a predicted model, not a curated record.
AUGGAGUUUUUGUUUGUUGAUCCUGAAGGAACAGCCGGAGGCCUGCUAUGUAUCUGGGAUCCUGCUGUUUUCACACUCUCUGGCUGUUGCUGCAAUAAGAGGUACAUCUUACUCUCAGGUUCCUUAUACAACACCUUUGAUUGUGUCCUGCUCAAUAUUCAUGCACCCAAUGAUGUUGGUGCCAGAUCUUCUUUUUGGGCUAAUAUCUUAAAGCUUAAAUCCAUUUUCCCUCUUCCAUGGUGCAUGGGUGGUGACUUUAAUGAAAUUUGCCAUAUUAGUGAAAGAGUUGGUUGCUCUAGAAGAGAUAGGGGAAUGAAACAUCUUAAUGAAUUCAUUGGCAAUAGUGAGCUUCAUGAUUUACCACUUCAUGGAAAGAGAUACACAUGGUGUAAUGCCCAGGAUUCAGAGAAAUGGAGCAGAAUUGAUAGAAUUUUACUAAGUCCUGAAUGGAUGAUUAAUUUCCCAAUGAAAUUGUGGGGUUUACCCAAGCUAAUCUUAGACCAUUGCCCUUUAUUAAUGAUUGAAGAUGCCAGAGAUUGGGGGCCAAAGCCAUUCAGGUUCCUAAAUGCGUGGACUCUUCAUCCCAACUUUGCUCAGCUAUUUGUCUCAUCAUGGUCAGAUUCCUCUUUUGUUGGCUGGUCUGGGUACAUACUCUUCCAAAAGUUAAAGCAUUUGAAGCUAGUCUUAAAAUCUUGGAACAUUCAGGUGUUUGAUAAUAUGGCUUCUAAAAUAAAAUCUUCAGAAGAAGAGCUACAUGCUCUGGAUAUCACUGCAGAGGAAAGAGCACUGCUGGCUUCAGAAAAGGCAAGAAGAAGGGAGGUUAAAGGUGAGCUGUGGAAGCUAUACAGAAUGGUAGAAUGGAUUUGGCACCAAAAAUUCAGAUUAAAUUGGGCUAUCAAUGGGGAUAAAAAUAGUAGAUUUUUUCAUGUGGUUGCAAGUUCUCGGCAAAAUAGAAGUCUCAUCAACUCUAUUUCAGUAAAUGGAGUGUCCAUUGAGGAUCGUACUGGAGUUAGGCACCAAAUUCUUCUUCACUUUAAGGCCCAAUUCUCUGAAUCAUGGGUUAAGAGGCCUUCUUUGACAGGGGUACUUAACAUCAUUGACCCUGAAUAUGUCUCUCGACAUCUGGUAGCUAAGUUCAGUGCAGCUGAGGUACUUGCAGCAAUCAAAGACUGUAACAACAACAAAGCUCCAGGCCCUGAUGGGUUCAACCUACUGUGUUAUCAGAAAUUCUAG